Porites evermanni is the source of this 597-nucleotide messenger RNA. Lineage: Eukaryota; Metazoa; Cnidaria; Anthozoa; Scleractinia; Poritidae. The record is from the annotation of a GenBank genome assembly.
UUGAACAUCAUAACAAUACAAGCCCUAAGAAAAGUGUCAUCGUUUCCAAAAACUUUACAAACACUGCUGCUAAGUCUGGCGGUGUCUGAUCUUGGUGUAAGUUUGCUUGUCAAACCUUUAUUCAUAGUAGAUCUAGUUUUGAAAACAGCGGAACGGAUCACAAACAAUUACCGGAUUUGUACUUUGAGCUUGGAGAUCGGACAGGUUCUAUUUGCCUCUGCUUCUUUCGUUGGUGUUGUCGCAUUAACUGUCGAUAGAUUCUUGGCAAUCCAUCUUCAUCGAAGAUACCAGGAACUUGUGACUCAUAAGCGUGUUGUUGCUGCAGUGAUCUCAAUCUGGGUGUUUAGCGCAUUAGUUUCCAUUCUUGAAUCGAUCCAGAUCAAAAGCGAGGUCAUAUUUAUAAUAUUAAUAAGCACGGAGACUGUGUGUUACAUUACUACAGGAUUGCUUUACUGCAAGAUAUACGUAGCCGUACAACACCACAGAAAUAAGAUUCACGCCCUGCAAGUCCAGCAAAUAGCACAGAAUGGAGAAUUGGCCGCCAAUUCCUCAAGACUGACAAAGACUGCGGCUGGUACAUUUUACGUGUAUGUCGUG